UCAAAAACCCCAAAACAUGAGCCGAUUAGGGUUUUAGCAUUGGCACGAAGAGUAGGAGACGAGAAACUCAUGCGACAACAUUUAGGUAACUACUUCUAAACCCAGCACAAGAAGUAGAGAAAAAACCUACUGUAAUAUCUCGAAAACCUUUUCUUCUUCUUUUAAUCUGCCCUGAAAUUCAAUGUUUCUUCAUAGUGGUGCCAAAUUGUGCCGUAGGUAUCUUCCCUCCACGCUUACCAAGAACCCCAGCUCUAGGUCUCAGGUUCACGCAUUCAGUCCACUGAAUUCUAAAUCUUGCGCAGAUAUAGUCAAUAAUUGUUUCGGUAACUUAAGCCUCCUUAGCUCUUUGAGGGGUUUCAAUUCAUUUCCCUCAGUUUUUCUUGUAUCAAGCAACCUUUUGUUUACUGGUAAACUUAGUUACAUUCGGAGCCCUUCUAUGUUGAGGAAUUACUGUUCUGAGAAUAACAGCGAUGGUGGAUAUGGUGAGUGGACUGAGAACGUAGAGUAUUUAGAUGAGUCAGGCAGUAUUAUAUACAGCGGCAAGGGCAUAAGAUCUGUUGAACCAGGAGUUGAUGACCAUGUUAUGAUUGGUUCGUUAAAGAAGCCGUUCUUCAAUGCCUCUGCAGUUGCAAAGCUUGUUGAGGUUGUGAAGAGGUGGAAAUGGGGGCCAGAACUAGAGGCUCAAUUGGCAAAACUACAAUUUGUGCCAAAUAUGGUACAUAUAACUCAAGCCUUGAAGUUGAUUAAAGAUAGCGAAUCAUCAUUAAGUUUGUUUAGAUGGGCCAAGAGGCAACCUUGGUAUUCACCAACAGAUGAGUGUUAUACCAUUUUGUUUGAGGGGCUGAACCUGAAUAGAGAUUUCAACGGGAUCCAGUCUCUGUUUGAUGAAAUGGUUCUGGACUCGAGUAAUAAUGGGACGUCCUCUUUUAGUGCAUAUAAUCAGGUGAUUCAGUAUUUAGCUAAAGCUGAGAAAUUAGAGGUGUCAUUUUUUUGUUUCAAGAAGGCUCUGGAAUCUGGCUGUAAAAUCGACACGCAAACAUACAACACUAUUAUGACAUUGUUUCUCGAUAGGGGUUUGCCUUAUAAGGCUUUUGAGAUUUACGAAAGCAUGGAAGCAGUUGGAUGUUCAUUGGAUUGUCCAACCUACGAGUUGAUGAUACCAAGUUUGGCAAAAUCAGGUCGGCUUGAUUCAGCUCUUAAGCUCUUCCAAGAAAUGAAAGUAAGGAAUCUUCGGCCAAGCUUUAAUAUCUUUGCAUCACUUGUUGAUUCAAUGGGUAAAGCUGGGAGAUUGGACACGUCAAUGAAGGUGUUCAUGGAAAUGCAGGGUUCGGGACUUAGGCCAUCCACUAACAUGUAUGCUUCUUUGAUUGAAUCAUUUGCAAAGGCUGGCAAGUUAGACACUGCAUUUAAGCUUUGGGAUGAGAUGAAAAAAGCAGGUUUUAGGCCAAAUUUUGGCUUGUAUACAAUAAUUAUUGAGUCCCAUGCAAAAUCAGGGAAACUUGAUAUUGCAAUGUCGACCUUCAAAGAUAUGGAGAAGGCAGGGUUUUUACCAACUCCAUCAACCUAUUCAUGUCUACUUGAGUUGCAUGCUGCCUCUGGACAAGUAGAUUCUGCCAUGAGGCUCUACAAUUCAAUGAUAAAUGCCGGGUUGAGACCAGGCCUAAGUACUUAUACUUCCCUUCUUACCCUUUUGGCCAAUAAGAAGCUUGUGGAUGUGGCAGCUAAAAUACUACUUGAAAUGAAGGCCAUGGGCUAUUCUGCUGAUGUGAGUGCUAGUGAUGUUCUGAUGGUUUAUAUUAAAGAUGGUUCUAUUGAUCUUGCUUUGAGGUGGCUAAAGUUUAUGGGGUCAUCAGGCAUUAAAACAAAUAAUUUUAUAAUCAGACAGUUGUUUGAAUCAUGUAUGAAAAAUGGUUUGUAUGAGUCAGCCAAGUCUCUUCUUGAGACCUAUGUGAACUCUGCUGCAAAGGUGGAUCUCAUUCUUUACACAUCUAUUCUUGCACAUCUAGUAAGAUGCCAGGAAGAGCAGGAUGAGAGGCAUUUGAUGUCAAUACUUAGUUCUACAAAACAUAAGGCCCACACUUUCAUGUGUGGGCUCUUCACUGGUCCGGAACAAAGGAAGCAACCAGUCUUAUCAUUUGUAAGGGAAUUCUUUCAGGGUAUUGAUUAUGAGAUUGAAGAAGGUGCUGCAAGGUAUUUUGUGAACGUUCUCCUCAAUUACCUUGUUCUUAUGGGCCAGAUUAAUCGAGCUCGAUGUUUUUGGAAAGUUGCUUAUGAAAACAAGCUUUUCCCAAAGGCAAUUGUCUUUGACCAGCAUAUUGCGUGGUCCUUGGAUGUUAGGAAUUUAUCAGUGGGAGCUGCUCUUAUUGCUGUUGUUCACACCCUGCAUAGAUUCAGAAAACGUAUGUUAUAUUACGGUUUUGUUCCAAGACGAAUUAAAUUAGUGACAGGACCCACACUGAGGAUUGUUGUUGCACAGAUGUUGAGCUCCGUAGAAUCUCCAUUUGAGGUCGGUAAGGUUGUUUUGCGGGCACCAGGCGACUCUGUCAUGGAAUGGUUUAAGAAACCAAUUGUUCAACAGUUUCUUCUGAAUGAGAUUCCAUCCAGGGCUGACAUCCUUAUGCACAAGCUUAACAUUCUCUUUCCUAGCUCAGCACCUGAAGUAAGAUCAUUAUCACCUCCCAAACCACUAAUGUCAGGGAAAGCAAUAAAUUGGUAGGCAAACUUGAGAUGAGAUACAGCUAUGUACUUGUCAAGAAACUGCCAAAGCCACUGAUAAUAUAAUGCAGAAGAAAAGGUAAAAA
Carica papaya (papaya) is the source of this 2801-nucleotide messenger RNA. Its product is annotated as Pentatricopeptide repeat (PPR) superfamily protein. Gene Ontology annotation, molecular function: protein binding. Lineage: Eukaryota; Viridiplantae; Streptophyta; Magnoliopsida; Brassicales; Caricaceae. The record is from RefSeq and is a predicted model, not a curated record.